Molecule: messenger RNA, 783 nt
Organism: Dichotomopilus funicola
Lineage: Eukaryota; Fungi; Ascomycota; Sordariomycetes; Sordariales; Chaetomiaceae
Product: tyrosine-protein kinase transforming protein erbB
Exons: 1
Biological process (GO): protein phosphorylation
Molecular function (GO): ATP binding; protein serine/threonine kinase activity
Source: RefSeq, a predicted model, not a curated record
CCCCCAGGCGCCAGGAGCAUAAUGGGCGGCGGCUUCAGCUACGUGUACAUCCAUCCGGACCGGCCGGGCCUGGUUUGCAAAGUCCCCGCUCCGACGCCAGCCGGGAAAAAGGCGAUGGCCAUCGAGAAGGAGAUCUACGACCGCCUCGGCACAAACCAUCCGAACAUUGUCAAGGUUGUUGAUGUCGACGAGUACGGUAUUUGGAUGGAGCGGGCUGCGUACGGCUUUCUGCGGUUGGUGAAUGAGGGUGGUAGCGCCAAGCACGAGCAUGAUGGUGGUGUCGCCGGUAUGGAGUUGACGGCGGGAGACCGGAUUCGGUGGUGUAGGGAUGUGGCGCGCGCGCUAGAGUAUAUUCAUAGUAAGAAUGUGCGGCAUGCUGAUUUGUCGGGACGUAAUCUUCCAGUUACGGCGGAUAAGAGGAUUCUGCUGUGUGAUUUCAGCGGGUCCUCACUGGAUGGUGUCAAGGCCAUGAUUUGGGCUGAGGCCGGGUUCCAUCAUCCGGACCCGGCAGAAUAUAAGUUGCCGACAAUUCGGUCUGAGAUUCACACUCUAGGCUUGACAAUUUAUGAGAUUUUGGCUGGUCAGCAGCCGCACCGUAGAGUGGAAGUGGGAGCGCUUGUCAGGUUGAUCGAGGAAGGGAAGUACCCUGAUGUGAGCGGGCUGCCGCUGGGGGAUGUGAUCCGGAGAUGCUGGGAUGGGAGGUUUGGUUCGGCGGCAGAAGUGGGUGAUGCGAUUGCUAGUCAUCGCGCCGCGGCUGAAGCUUCACAGACCGCCGAUAUAUGA